AUGGAGACAAAAGGUGGAGAAGGACAGUCCUGUGAAGUGGCUGCAACAUUCGAAGCUUAUGUUACAAAAGUUCACAAUAUUUUUGAUCCUCAAAAUCACUGUGACAGCAGUAGUACUCCAGAGAGGUGUGAGGAGAUGAGUGAAAAACCCAAAAAGAAGAAAAAGCAAAAGCCCCAGGAGGUUCCUCAGGAGAAAACAGAAGACCCAUCUAUCUCUUUCUCCAAACCCAAGAAAAAGGAAUCUUUUUCCAAGGAGUUGUUGAUGAGUAGUGAUCUUGAAGAGACCACUGGCAGCACCAGUCUUCUCAAGAGGAAGAAGUCUUCACCCAAGACAGAAACAGUUAAUGACCCCAAAGAGGCAGGCAACAGAAGUGUCUCCAAGAAAAAGAGGAAAUUCUCCAAAGAGGAGCCUGUCAGCAGUGGACCUGAAAAGGCUGCUGGCAGCAAGAGCAGCUCCAAGAAGAAGAAAAUGUUCCAUAAAGAAGCCCAGGAAGAUUAGAAUGCAAAUGGACA
Pongo pygmaeus (Bornean orangutan) is the source of this 512-nucleotide messenger RNA. RefSeq names its product nucleolar protein 56-like. The transcript has 2 exons. The coding region runs from base 1 to 498 and encodes 165 amino acids. The record is from RefSeq and is a predicted model, not a curated record. Lineage: Eukaryota; Metazoa; Chordata; Mammalia; Primates; Hominidae.